AAAAUGGAUCUUUAAGGGUGUUUACGUUCAGUAAUCGGAUUUACAAUCGGAUUAAUCGCAGCCAACCGACGGAAAAAAAUUUCCUAGACUAAUCGGAUUUGUAAACCGUGUCUAUGGAGUGAUCGAAUUAGCUGAAUUAGCUCAAUAAUAAGGAAUUGUAGUGAAAAAAUUACUCGUAUCGUAAAAUUUUAAGAAGAAAUAGAAAAAUAGGUAUGUAUUUACUUUUUGUUAUUCUCGUAAUAAUUAACUUUUAUUGUUCUUUAAAUAUAUAUUAAGCGAUAGACGUAUUAAUAUUUUACAUAAAUAUUUUAAAGGAAUAAAUACAUUAUAACCUCACUCUAAUUAUUCGUGAUUAACGAUUGCAUGCAUAUAAUUUAAUAAUAGUUUUCUUAAGAUUUUUACAGAGCAAAAACAUGGAUUUAUUAGUUUUAUGGAAUGCAAUAUUUAAUAAUAAUGAAAAAGACGAAAAUGUGUUGCAAGUACGUCGUAUAAGAGAACAACAUAUUAGAAUUAGCCAAUUCUAUGAAAAUGUCAUUCUUAACUAUUCGUUAACAGAUUUUAAAUCACAUUUUCGUGUUACAAGAGGAACUUUUCAGCUGUUAAUACAACAUAUAGGACCAACCUUAUUACAAAGAGACAAUUGUCCUAAAAUACUACCAGACAAACUGCAUCGUGUGAUGAAAACUUUUGCCGUAAAUUUGCUCGAAACUUUUAGAAAGCCUGGCUAG
Messenger RNA from Monomorium pharaonis (pharaoh ant), 728 nucleotides. RefSeq lists its product as uncharacterized. The transcript has 4 exons. NCBI's taxonomy places the organism in Eukaryota, Metazoa, Arthropoda, Insecta, Hymenoptera, Formicidae. The record is from RefSeq and is a predicted model, not a curated record. Bases 414 to 728 code for a protein of 104 amino acids.